GACUGAGCGGCACGGCACGCUAGAGGCACCUUAUGGGAAACAGAAAUGCGGAGAUUGCUCCCCUCGUCAGUUUUAUCUUUGCACCACCACCCUGGACUCGCAGGUUCAACUACAUCUUCGUGUUGACACGAGCUCAGGCGUGCAUGGUUCCGUGCGGCGCACAGAUGGAGCUGUGCGCUCCGAGUGUGAGUGAGAGCUCAGCAGAACGAGUGGCAGCAUUCUUACUGGACCAAAUGUGAAGAUAAAAAGUUCAAAUCAACAUGUGACGGGUUAUCACUUCAAAGGAAUUACAAAAGCGGCAAAGAGUGCUUUAGCUGAGUGACCCCUUCAGUUAUUUCCCCCCCUAUUUUUCUUCGUCAGCGUGCAUCCAGGAUGGAUCCCGUUUGGCUUCUCCUCCUGCUGCCAUCCGUCCUCAGAGCGCAGGUGGCUUCAGAUUUCCCAUCAGGCGUCACAGUGGAGACGGCCAACAGCACUGACUCAUUGACAAACAAUACAAGAACUUCAGAAAACUCCACCAGCCCCUCCACUUCCUCCAUUGCUGCAGAGGCUUCGGGGUUUGCCCCUUCAGAAGCUCCCAUAGAAAUAGAGGAUGACUGGUCACCGGCAGAGACAUUUCUGUACACCGGAGACCCCUCGACUCUGGUAGUGGGCCGCUGUUCACGGGCGUAUAGCACCCGUGGGCAGAUGGGACCCCUGCCCUUCAGCUUCACCGCCCCCCUCAGGCCAGCUAUGGAUGCACUAGCCAACACUGCCAACUUUCUUAACAUGAUCUUCCAAGCUAGUGACCUGCAUGAGAGCACGGUGCAAGAGGAUAUGGAGUGGUACCAUGCCCUGGUCCGUGCCCUUCUAGAGGCUGAUGUGCUCAUCCGGCGGGCCCUGUUUACGUUUGAUGCUGACCCAACUGCCCAGGUGCCGCAGCUAGUGCUCCAUGCAACUCGCACCCAAAUGGCUAAGGUGCAGACAAUCAUCCUCCAGGAUUUAUCCAAGGCAUGGGAGAGCCUGCACCCACCUGCCCCUGCCCCUGAUGACAGCUGGUUCAGAAAACUGAAAUUCCCAGAGUCCAGCCAGCCAAUUACAGCCCUGUCCAAACGAGUGCUCCUCAAUGACCUCAACACCUUGGACACACCUAAGUGGGGGCAGGGUGACAGCUAUGUGACCAAUCGCAGUGGGGUACGCUGGGAUAGUGCUCCUUUUCUGGACUGUAUGGAUGAACGCUUUGUGCCUGGCUGGAUGCUCACUCUCUCCACCUCCUUCUAUGGCCUCAAGCCCGACCUGACACCAGAAUUCAGAGGUGUGAUCCGUGUGGAUGUCAACAUUCAGGACAUUGACUUGGACCAGUGUGCAACAGGGGAAGGCUGGUUUGCUGAUACUCACCAGUGCAACCGCACCACCAUGGAGUGUAUUACGAUUCCAGGCCGGGGUUUUCGAUUGGGUCAAUACUGCUGUCGCUGUAAAGAAGGAUACUACAGCCCUGAUGUAUCGCCUCAGGACUCAGAUGGAGCCCCUGUGAAUGAGAGUGACAGCAAUGGUAUGUGUUACCCGAACAUGCGCAUCUGUCUCCCCUGCUGGCCGGGCUGUAAGAGCUGCCAGGACGGUACCCCAUGCUGGGUGCAGGAGGACUGGCUUCUUAGGUCUGGUGUGCUCGCCAUCCAGGGGGUCUUCAUGCUCCUCAUUUUCAUCAGCAUGCUGGUGGCCUACCGGCAUCGUCGCAACCGGCGGAUCCGGGCUUCUGGCCUGCUGCUGCUGGAGACGAUCUUGUUCGGCUCCCUGCUCCUCUACUUCCCGGUCUUCAUCAUGUACUUCAGGCCAAGCACCUUCAGGUGCAUCCUGCUCCGCUGGGUGCGAAUGCUUGGUUUCUCCAUUGUCUACGGCACAGUCACACUAAAGAUGUACAGAGUACUGAAGGUGUUCCUGUCACGCACAGCCCAGAGAAUGCCCUACAUGUCCAGCCUCCACUUACUGAGAAUUCUGGGAGUGAUGCUGAUGACAGUCAGCUGGUUCCUGUGUGCAUGGACGGUGGGUGUUAUGCAGAAUCGUGACAGAAACAUUCCAGUCUUCAUCACAACCAACACACCUGAUGGACAGGGCUUCAACAUGUGUUACCUUGACCGUUGGGACUACAUGAUGGCUGUAGCUGAGCUUCUGUUCCUGUGCUGGGGGAGUUCACUGUGGACUGCUGUAAGGCCAGUACCCUCAGCUUUCCAUGAACCUCGUUACAUGGGCAUCGCCAUCCACAAUGAGCUGCUUCUCUCCUCUCUGUUCCACCUGUUCCGAUUUACCUUUCCGUCUCUUCAUCCUGAUUGGAUGCUGCUGCUCUCCUUCAUACACACCCAUGUCACCAUCACUGUGACACUCGCCCUGCUCUUUGUUCCCAAGUUCCUUUAUGUAUCCAAACCUGGGAGAGAGGAGAUUGCAGCAGAGGUGUAUGAAGAUGAAGUUGACCUGCGGCGCUCUGGCUCCUACCUCAACAGCAGUUUUCACUCUGCAUGGAGUGAGCACAGUGUGGACCCUGAUGACUUUCGGGUAAACACUGUUGUCCCCACAGAACGAUGUUAUCACUUUGCAAAGGUCUACAGAGACGGUCAGUAUCAGUUACAGAAGUUCAAUGAAGUCAGCAUCUCUAUCACCAUCACCAUCCAUGCGGAAGUCGCAAAGUGA
Oreochromis aureus is the source of this 2658-nucleotide messenger RNA. It is a transcript of the gene gpr179, whose product is annotated as G protein-coupled receptor 179. Gene Ontology annotation, biological process: G protein-coupled receptor signaling pathway. The transcript has 11 exons. NCBI's taxonomy places the organism in Eukaryota, Metazoa, Chordata, Actinopteri, Cichliformes, Cichlidae. Gene Ontology annotation, molecular function: G protein-coupled receptor activity. Gene Ontology annotation, cellular component: membrane. The record is from RefSeq and is a predicted model, not a curated record. Bases 373 to 2658 code for a protein of 761 amino acids.